Cryptomeria japonica (Japanese cedar) is the source of this 1970-nucleotide messenger RNA. RefSeq names its product alpha-humulene synthase. The transcript has 9 exons. Gene Ontology annotation, biological process: diterpenoid biosynthetic process. Lineage: Eukaryota; Viridiplantae; Streptophyta; Pinopsida; Cupressales; Cupressaceae. The record is from RefSeq and is a predicted model, not a curated record. Gene Ontology annotation, molecular function: magnesium ion binding; terpene synthase activity. Bases 66 to 1805 code for a protein of 579 amino acids.
ACAAGCAUUAAACUUUUCUAAUAUCUGUUUAGUUUGAAGUUAAACCAUUUUCGAGUGCUUCUGCGAUGUCUAAUUUGAAGGGAGACCACAUUUCUUCUGUUUCUUCCAUACCAUCUAAUGCUCUCAAUCAUUGGGAUGAUGAUUUUGUGCAAUCUAUCGAAGCAUCAAACGCGGGAUCUGAAUACCGCGAACGUGUGGAAACACUGGUGAAAGAAGUGAAAAUGUUCUUAAAACAAAUGCAAACUGGAGAUUGCGAUCUGAUCGAGCGGCUUGAGAUGAUUGAUGCAUUGCAAUGCCUCGGAAUAGAUCGAUAUUUUCAGGCUGAGAUAAAAGAAGCUCUUGAUUACGUUUACCGAGCUUGGGAUGGAAGUGUGGGGAUAGGAUUGGGAUGUGAAAGUUGUAGACCGAAUCUGAAUGCCACAGCUUUAGGACUCAGACUUCUUCGACUACAUUGUUAUGAUGUCUCAGCAGAUACAUUGAAGAAUUUCAAGGACAAUAACGGGCAGUUCACUUUUUAUGGAGAGAACAAUGAUAACGAUGAAAAUAAUAUUAAGGAAGAGGAUGUGAUGAGAAGUAUGCUCAAUCUUUUAAGAGUUUCCGGUUUAGCAUUUUCUGGAGAAAUUGUUAUGGAAGAGGCCAAAGCCUUUAGCGCUGUAUAUCUAAAAAACUUAUUAGAAAAUUCUGGAGAUACAUAUAAGAGAAGUUUUCUGAAAGAGGUGGAGUAUGCUCUCAUAUAUGAAUGGUCUCGUACCUUUAUUAGAUGGGAGGCACCAAAUUUCAUACAAAUAUAUGAGUUAGACAAGCAAAGGUUGAAAGACAAAAGAAUUUUAGAGCUGGCAAAAUUGGAUUUUAACAUACUGCAAUUUCAGUACAAGUUAGAGAUGAAAGAACUCUCAAGUUGGUGGGAGAAUUCUGGCAUCUCCAAGCUAGUUGCAACAAGGGAGCGAACAAUGGAAUAUUUGCUUUGGGCAGUUUGUUCAACAGAUAAAUUGGAGCUUUCUAGAAGUAGAAUUGCUAUGACAAAAAUCACAUGUGUUGUCACACUCUUGGAUGAUAUUUUUGAUGAUUAUGCAACACUUGAGCAACUCAAAUGUAUUACAGAUGCCAUUUCUCAAGGUUGGGAUAUUUCUAUUAUUAAAGACAUUCCAAACAACCUCAAGACAUGCAUUGAAUUUGUUUUCAAAACAGUUCAUGAAUUAACAAGUGAUGCUACUAAAAAGCAAGGACGUGACAUGAUGCCUUUUGUUACAAAAGCAUGGGCAGAUUAUAUAGAAGCUUGCUUUGAGGAAGCACGAUGGAAAACAACUGGAUAUUUUCCCACCUAUAAUGAGUACAUAAAGUUUGCAGAAAAAUGUGUAUCAUUUGGACCAAUAUUGGUACAUACUUGCUUGUUAGCAUCUCACAUUUUGUGUGAUGAUGAUAUCGAGAAGAUAUACCUUGAUACUUCUAGAUUCUAUCAUAUCAUGCGAGUGUGUAUGCGGUUAACUGAUGAUAUGCAUGAUUUUGAGGAUGAGAGGCUCCAUGGGAAAAUCGCCUCAGCUAUUUCUUGCUAUAUGGGUGAUAAUCAAAAUUGUUCAGAAAAAGAGGCAAUAAAUCACAUCACCAAACUCAAGAAUAAGUUAUUGAAGGAAUUGACAAGAGAAUUGUUCAAACCAAAUAAUGUUUUGUUGAAUUGGGAGAAUAUAUGCAUCAAUAGUACCAGAGGAGUAGAAUUCUUUUAUAUAUUUGGAGAUGGUUUUACACAUUGUGACAAGGAGGUCAAGCAUCAAAUAUUUAAAGUUUUUGUUGACCCAGUAGAAAUCUAAAAAGAAAAGAGUUUUCAUUACCUGAAAAUGAAAUUAUCUCUUUAAUGUAGACUUUUAGUAAGUCACAAAACUUUGAUGAUACUUCUGCUUUUGUUUUUUUGUGAUGAUUUCUUUCUUACUAUAAUUAAUCUAUGCUUAUUUAGCUUUAAUUGCAACAUUUCAUUU